This is a messenger RNA of Zea mays, 968 nucleotides long. RefSeq names its product glutaredoxin-C9. Lineage: Eukaryota; Viridiplantae; Streptophyta; Magnoliopsida; Poales; Poaceae. The record is from RefSeq and is a predicted model, not a curated record. The transcript has a single exon. Bases 242 to 721 code for a protein of 159 amino acids.
CCCUCCUCGGCUCCGAUCCUACCCAUGCCGGCCCAGGCGGCCUAUAAAAGCGCACCCCCGGCCCGUCUUCCUCCCACUGCAUGCCCAUUGCCCCCCCGGCCUUCGCCGUGCCAACGACACACCUCAUCACCGGCCGGAACAUUCCACGACCGAAGAAACCAGUCCCUAGCUAGUCCACGCACGACCAACAAGGCAGGCGAGCGACGACAGUCCAAAGCCUCCAAGAAGAAGAAGAACGAAGAUGCUGCGGAUGGAGGUGCAGCAGCAGCAGCAGGAGUCGGGAGUGAGCGGCGGCGUGGUGGCGGACGCGGCGGCGGCAUCCGGGGCGGAUGCCGCGCCGACGACGACGACGAUGGUGGCCGCGGCGCCGCACUCGGCGUCGGCGCUGGCGGUGUACGAGCGGGUGGCGCGCAUGGCGGGCGGGAACGCGGUGGUGGUGUUCAGCGCCAGCGGCUGCUGCAUGUGCCACGUCGUCAAGCGCCUGCUGCUGGGCCUCGGCGUCGGCCCCACCGUGUACGAGCUCGACCAGAUGGCCGCCGGCGGCGGCGGGGGCAGGGAGAUCCAGGCGGCGCUGGCGCAGCUGCUGCCGCCGGGCCAGCCGCCCCUGCCCGUCGUCUUCGUGGGCGGACGCCUCCUCGGCGGCGUCGAGAAGGUCAUGGCGUGCCACAUCAACGGCACCCUCGUCCCGCUCCUCAAGCAGGCCGGCGCGCUCUGGCUCUGAUCGCGCCGCCGCCGUCGUCGUCGUCGAUCGGCCACUGCAACAGUGUGUGUGUGUGGGUGUCCAUCUCCGUGCAUGCGAUCGAUCGCUGCCCCUUAGACCUUAGUUAGUUACUCACUUACUACCUUAGCUUGCGUUUUAAUGUAACCUCUACUAAGCUAGCUAGCUCUUGUUCUGUUCCGUGCCCAUGCAUGAGAGAGAUCGAGUAAUGCUGCAAUCGCCUGCUGCAAUUAAUGCAGCAGCGCACGAC